This is a messenger RNA of Penicillium hordei, 1599 nucleotides long. Its product is annotated as MFS transporter. Lineage: Eukaryota; Fungi; Ascomycota; Eurotiomycetes; Eurotiales; Aspergillaceae. Gene Ontology annotation, molecular function: transmembrane transporter activity. The coding region runs from base 1 to 1599 and encodes 532 amino acids. Gene Ontology annotation, biological process: transmembrane transport. The record is from RefSeq and is a predicted model, not a curated record. The transcript is spliced from 7 exons.
AUGGACGAAAUUCAACCCGACAAGAAGCCGAGUCAGCCAGUGGAGAGUAGCACUCCUGACUAUGAAGUUGCUAAAUUGACGACGAUUGAUGAUUAUGAGGUUGAAGAUUUCUACGGAUCCUCAACCACUAAGGCAUACCGUUUGAAGUCCGAGUUGGUUGGAAAAUGUAUGGAAGAAAUUGGCAUGGGCUGGUUUCAAUGGAAACUCUUCGUGGUUACCGGCUUCGGAUGGAUAGUCGAUAAUUUUGCGUCUCAAGGCAUUGGAAGUGUCCAACCCCCUAUUAAGCAAGAGUUCUUCGGCAUUGUGCAAGUCAGCUACAGUUCGGUUGCAUAUUAUAUAGGAUUGAUUCUGGGUGCUUCGUUCUGGGGUCUGUCGAGCGAUCUCAUCGGACGUAAACCUGCCUUCAAUUAUACGCUACUCAUUGCUGGGAUCUUCCUCUGCGCCGCUGCUGGAUCGAUGAAUUUCAUCGCAUUCAGUGCACUUUGGGCUGUGAUUGGAACUGCCGCUGGUGGAAAUGUUCCUGUUGACUCCAUGAUAUUCCUAGAAUUUGUCCCAGGAAGUCAUCAAUAUCUUCUCACGGCUCUCUCGGCAUGGUGGAAUCUGAGCCAACUUAUUGUGUCCUUGAUUUCUUGGGUAUUCUUGGCCCACUUCAGUUGUCCAACCGACGCCACCCCUGAAACCUGUUCUCGAAGUGAGAACAUGGGAUGGAGAUACACACUCAUCACUCUAGGUAGUUUAGCCCUCACAUUUACCUUUGUUCGCAUUUUCGUUUUCAAAUUACCCGAAACCCCCCGAUAUCUCCUCUCCCAGGGAAGAGACCAGGAUGCUGUCAACGCCAUCAAUCACGUUGCCAAGCAAAAUGGCAAACCAGAACUCUUGACACUUCAGAUGCUCCAAGCAAUCGAUGCCCGGUUUGGAAACAUUCCCAGUGAAGAAGGAGAGUCGAAGCGAAUGACAACGAAGGAAAUCGUGAAAGAGAACAUGCAAGCCUUCAAAGGGGAGCACUACCGUGCGCUAUUCGCAACCAGAAAGCUCGGAAGACAAACACUGAUCAUCUGGGCCAUCUGGUUGACAGUCGGAAUUGCAUAUCCGCUUUUCUUCGCCUUCUUGCCUUCCUACCUGGCAACCAAAUUCACGGAAACAUCUUCUCUCUCCCUAACCUAUCGGAACUACUGUAUCACAUCAGCUGUCGGAAUAGUCGGACCGUUAUCCGCCGCAGUAUCGGUGAACACACGCAUGGGCAGAAGAUGGAUGAUGGGGAUUUCAGCCGUUGUCACGGGCGUGUUCCUCUUCGCAUAUGUCGGAGUCAAUACUCCAUCGGCUGACUUGGCAUUUUCUUGCAUUACCAGCCUUUUGGCGAACUUCGAAUAUGCUAUCAUGUACGCCUUUACUCCGGAAUCAUUCCCAGCUCCUCAUCGUGGCACAGGUUCUGGAACAGCGGCUGCCCUUCUUCGAUUUGGGGGACUUGUUGCUAGUAUUAUCUCAUCACAGACUGGAUUCACUACUGCGCCAAUCUAUGCUAGUGCGGCAUUGUGGAUUGUUGUCGGCGUGAUGUGUCUAGGAUUGCCCUUCGAGACACAUGGUCAUGAUGCGCUGUAA